Athene cunicularia (burrowing owl) is the source of this 1042-nucleotide messenger RNA. It is a transcript of the gene CCNB1, whose product is annotated as cyclin B1. NCBI's taxonomy places the organism in Eukaryota, Metazoa, Chordata, Aves, Strigiformes, Strigidae. Gene Ontology annotation, molecular function: cyclin-dependent protein serine/threonine kinase regulator activity. The record is from RefSeq and is a predicted model, not a curated record. Gene Ontology annotation, cellular component: cytoplasm; nucleus; mitochondrial matrix. Gene Ontology annotation, biological process: mitotic metaphase chromosome alignment; regulation of cyclin-dependent protein serine/threonine kinase activity; mitotic cell cycle phase transition.
GCCUCAGCCUCUAAGCGCCGUGGAAACACCUGGAUGUGCCAUGCGAGACGUCAAGCUGGUUCGGGCCUUUUCUGAUGUUUUGCUUGAUGUGGGAUAUGUAGAUAAGGAAGAUGUAGACACAGAAGAUAAUACUAACCUGGACUUGUGCAUCGACUAUGAGAAGGACAUCUACAAGUAUCUGGGAGAACUUGAGAAAAAUCAAACUAUCAGACCCAAAUACCUGGCUGGUUGGGAAAUUGAUGUGAAUAUGCAUGCCUUACUAGUAGACUGGCUUCUGCAAAUACAGAUAAAAUGCAUGCUCCUUCAGGAAACCUUGUACAUGACAGUUGCUAUCAUUGAUCGAUUCCUGCAGGACAAUGAUGUUGCCAAGAAAACAUUGCCUGGUGUCUCAGCUGUGUUAAUUGCCAGCAAGUACGAAGAGGUUUAUCCCAUGAGUAUUGGAGACUUUUUGUGUAUAACUGGUGGCACUUACACAAAGUUCUAAGUCCACCAUAUGGAGAGGAAGAUCCUGAAAGCCCUGGACUUCUGCCUGGGUUGUCCCCUCCCUCCACACUUCCUAAGGAGGAUUGCAAAAAUAGCAAAGGUGAAAUUCAGAGAGUAUUCUCUGGCCAAGUACCUGAUGGAGUUGUGCAUUAUGGACUAUGAUAUGGUUUACUUCCCUUCAUCCAAAAUUGCAGCGGCUGCUGCCUGUUUGACUCUGAAACUCCUUAAGGGAUGCAAGUGGACACCAACUCUGCAGCACUGCACGUCUUACACUGACAGCAACCUUCUCCCAGUUAUGCAGCACAUAGCAAAGAACAUUAUUAUUGUGAAUGAGGGCAGUACCCAUUAUAAAGCAAUCAAGAAUAAAUAUGCCAUGAGCACAAAUUACAAGAUAAGCACUGCCGAAGAGCUGAAUUCUUCCAUUAUCUGGGAUCUAGCUCUACCUGUAAUUAAAUAUUGAUAACUCCUAUCUGAACUCAUGCAGAACCUUGGCACUGUGUGUAACUCUGUGUAUAAUGUAUACUAUUUCUGUGUUUUGGGCUUUGAAUAAAACAUAUCU